Messenger RNA from Bolinopsis microptera, 1135 nucleotides. RefSeq names its product 1-acyl-sn-glycerol-3-phosphate acyltransferase delta-like. The transcript is spliced from 8 exons. Gene Ontology annotation, cellular component: endomembrane system. Lineage: Eukaryota; Metazoa; Ctenophora; Tentaculata; Lobata; Bolinopsidae. Gene Ontology annotation, molecular function: 1-acylglycerol-3-phosphate O-acyltransferase activity. The record is from RefSeq and is a predicted model, not a curated record. Bases 101 to 847 code for a protein of 248 amino acids.
GUUGUUGGGGUACGUGGUAACAGAACGACUGGAUUGUCUUAGGGGCUGUAAAAGUCUGAUAAAAAAGGAAGCUAAGUAUCUGCCAGUGGUUGGUUGGAAGAUGUGGUUUAGUGAUUACUUGUUCUUGUCAAGAAAUUGGGUGAAAGAUGAGGAUACCAUCAGGAACACAUGCCAAACUUGGGCCAGCUACGAUCCUCACAUCAACAACAACUUCUACGUAUUGUACGCUGAAGGAACACGCUUCACACUCGCUAAACACGAGGCUUCCAUCAAGUUCUGUGAACAACGCAGCAUUGAACCCUUCCGGAAUGUACUUUAUCCCCGUACCAAGGGGGCCGUUGAGGUUAUUUCUCGGCUUGGGGAAUCAUUGGAUUGUGUAUACGAUGUGGUGUUUGCGUUCCCCGGCCCUGACAUCCCCGGUACCUGGAGCAUGUUAUCGGGAAAGAGCACAAAUGUGGACGUGUAUUUCAGACGAAUCGCGGCUGGAGAUGUACCGAAGGACGAUAAAAAUGCCCUAGCUGAAUUUAUAGUGCAGCAAUUCCGAAAUAAGGACGAGUUACUUGACUUCCACAAGGAGCACCACAGUUUCCCUGGCAACCAGGUUGUCUUACCCAAACGAUACGUUUCCCUGGUUAUGUUCUACAUGUUUAGUUUCCUGACCGUUACUCCGGGUGUGUUUUUCCUCUGCCAUCUCGUCACAAACCAGUGUUAUAACAUGUUGCUUUUCAUCGGCUUCUGCUGCAUUCUCGGCGGAGUAACGUCGCACUGGAUUAUCAGUGUAGCAAAUGUAAAACAGGGAACAAAAUCUCUCUCAAGUACUAGUGCAGAAAAGCUGAAGGGAGCAUAAAUAAACGUUGAGUAACCUAUCAAGAUUAUUGGCUAAAGCUCAGCCAUUUUUAAAACUUUGUCCAAAAGGACAGUAGGCUGUAUUUUUAAUUUAAUUUAUGUACAUGCAGAUGAUUUUGAAAUUUGGACGGAAGUUUUGAUCAUAAAAUUGUUGAAUGUAAAUGUAAUGUGAUUCAAGUUGUACUAAAUUAUUUUAGGUUCGUAAAUAAUUUAUACGGUUUUGGUAAUGUUUCAGAAAUCCAGUUUUAUUACACUAGCUGCUUUGCAUUGGCAAAUGCGGUCAAUUUAA